AUGUCAGGUCGCAGGCCAUAUCGCCAAGUCAUCGACGGCGUGCCCAGGUGUCCAUUUCUGGAUCCUGAGACCUUUCGCAAAGGUCUUUUGUUUCGCGCAAACAAGGGUGACCUCAUACAAAGUACUUACGUGAAGAGCGGGACGCACUGGGUCCAGUACAUCACACAGCUCAUACUGAAGCAAGGCGAGCCCAUCACUACGUACCACGAGUUCACCAGCCACACGCGCUCCGUCGAGUACACGGACAUCGCCGACUGGAAGUCCGUUCUUCCCGUGAGGCUGUUCAUCACGCACCUGCGACUCAGUAGGGUCACCAUGAACGGGGAAGCCAAGUACGUCUAUGUGGCCCGGAACCCGUGGGAUGUUUGCGUCUCGCUCUUCCGAAUGGCGACGGACAUGAGCGUCUACAGAUUCCAGGACGGCACGUUUCAAGAGUUCUUUGAGCCGUUCCUUGAAGAGGACCUGGGCUACGGAAGCUACUUCGAUCACGUGGCUUCGGGGUACGCACUGAAGGACGAACCUAACGUGUUCUUCGUCACGUACGAAGAGCUCAAAAGGGACACCCGAAGUGUGAUACUGAGGCUGGCUCACUUCCUCGGCGACAGCUACGGCCGCGCCCUUGAAGAGGACGAAGAGAUGCUUCAAAAGAUCUUGAAAUGGUCCCAACCAGAACAUAUGAGAAAAGCCAUAGUUAUUGAUAUGUUGGUAAACCCCUCGUCCGAAUGGCAGGACGUGUUUGUACGCAAGAAUGUGACCAGCAAGCUGGGCUAUGAGGGAGACAACCGUAAGUAUAGUUUGGUCAGAGAAGCUCGGGUUGGAAGUUGGAGGGACUACUUCACGCCGAGCCAGCUAGCACGUUUCGAAAAGAAGAUACAGGCAGAAGGAGAGAAGGCGUCUUUCAUGCACUUGUGGAAAGACAUUCGAGAAGAAGCGAUCUCCCUAUCCUUGGCUUCCAAUGAGUAG
Molecule: messenger RNA, 963 nt
Organism: Dermacentor andersoni
Lineage: Eukaryota; Metazoa; Arthropoda; Arachnida; Ixodida; Ixodidae
Product: sulfotransferase 1C2-like
Molecular function (GO): sulfotransferase activity
Source: RefSeq, a predicted model, not a curated record